This is a messenger RNA of Microthlaspi erraticum, 720 nucleotides long. NCBI's taxonomy places the organism in Eukaryota, Viridiplantae, Streptophyta, Magnoliopsida, Brassicales, Brassicaceae. The record is from the annotation of a GenBank genome assembly.
AUGGCCAAUACGACGAAGGGGGCUCAGGGUAAUGGAACGGAGAAUGGUGGAGGUGGUGUCACCAGUCCGACACAACACUCAACAAAGAAGGUGCGGAAGGCCAUUGAUUUCACGGCUGCGGUGGAAGGAAUGGAUGAUUCCGGUAAUAGAGUGGUGGUGGCGGAGGGAGAGAAGGUUGGGAAGAAUGAAGUCCCGGAGGGUUCGGUGAAUGUACUUGAUCCGGAUUUGGGGGUUAAUGAGAACAUGAUACAAGAUGAGGGCGAGGAUGGUGAGAUAUGGUGGGAUGAUGUGAUAGAGGAGGGUGUAGCAGAGGCAAUAAUAGAGGAGGAAGAGGCUGAGAAAAUGAUAGCGGAAGAGGCUGAGAAGAUGAUAGAGGAGCUUCCAGAGGCGAUGGAGUCCCAAGGUGAGAGCCAAAUGCAGACUGAUGGUGCCAAUGAGGUGGAGAGACCUCUUGGGGCGGAACAAUUUGUGGAGGUGGAGGCAAAGGAAGUGGGACGUGGAAAACACGUUGCUGCAAGGAAGACUGGAGCUAAAAAGAAACCGGUCCGAUCAACUGUAAGUGUUGAUGGAGGAACUUUAAAGCGAUUUGUGCAGGGCGCAAAAACACCUCGGAAGAAACAGGGGGUCAGAGCUGGUUCUCGCAUCGGAGAUAAGCCCACAGGAAAUGGCACGGAAGGAGACCCAGCGGAAGGGUCGGAGGUGACUUCUCAAGCAACUUAA